Messenger RNA from Talaromyces proteolyticus, 1797 nucleotides. RefSeq lists its product as uncharacterized. Lineage: Eukaryota; Fungi; Ascomycota; Eurotiomycetes; Eurotiales; Trichocomaceae. The record is from RefSeq and is a predicted model, not a curated record. The transcript has 5 exons. Bases 50 to 1405 code for a protein of 451 amino acids.
AGAAGACGUAUUGCUGGGUUCGGUGCCAAUCAUAGACGACUCGCAGACUAUGAACAUCACAAGGACUUCAAUGGAUCCUGUUGAGUUGUAUACAUACCCAAUGGCGUUACUUUCAGCUGUUCCGGCCAUGCCGUCCGAAGAUGAAUUGGCUCGGCUACAGGAGGGAUUCUUUACUUGCUUCAAACAACACAUCUUCAUAGAUAAAGUUGAUAUUGUGGGCACGUUAAGUACUAUCCCCCCAUAUCUGCAACUAGCGCUCGCCUGUAUUUCGUCGGUCACCUCCCCCCUUGCGACUGUGAAUGAGCAUCCAGAUGGCAAUGGCACGUUCCCUGCCGAUGUCUCCGCAAGUUCAUUUGUUGCUGGUGUGCACCUAUGGUCCGUCAUGCUAGAAGUCGACAACCGCGAAGCUCGUCUUCUGGAGGCGGUGCUGGCGGCUGCCCUCUUAAUUACUUACGGUAUCCUAUCGACGGACAGAAGGGACUGUAGACUAGCCACCGGGCUACUAGCUAAUGUCGCGACUAUUUCAAGACGUCUACAUCUGACCGAUUACUAUCCGCCGCUUUUAGCAUCCAGUGAUUUAUCAGAGAGAGAAUUCAGGACUAAAAGUUCAUUAAUCAAUUACAUGCUAUUAACUGAUGUCAUGCACGCAAUACAUUGCGGCACGGUUCUCAAUUAUUCUGUCAGCGAGCUAUUAAUCAGGAUGCCGUCGACCAACAGGUCAUUCCGCACUAUUUACAACUUACUCGCUCAUGGCAAAGCCUUGCCACAAGAUGUGAAGAGCCCAGAAGAUAGCCUUCUGCUACUUACAGCCCUGCUAAGCGAUAUUAUUUACAUGCAGCGAUGUCAUAUGUCGACGCUCCCUCUUUCCAUUCCCAAUGAUAAUGUUUUGCGCAAUCCUUAUGCCCCUCUAUCCGUCAACUCCGAGUGCUGGCGCCUAAAGGUUGAUAUGAUGACUGCCCUUUCUCAGUGGGAGAACCAUUUUCGGGAUAAAGUCGAGAACGACAUUCUUGCGCUUCACUGCUUUGCCAAACUUCAUCUAGCUUGCCCUGCGCUUUGGGAGCUGCCUCGUAUGGCAGGAUAUGGAGGAUCUGCUAGCCUCAGCCCGAACGCAGUCGAUUCAAAACAAAUCGACAUUCCGGACAAAGCAAUGGACCUUGCCUGGCUUGUGCUAGAUCACUGUGAUAGAGGCUCGAAGCCUACGAAACCCAAUCUGUCUAUCUGGUUACCCAUCAUUUUAUUCAUUUCCUCACUUGUUGUAUGGCAACGUCUACGUUCUCAGAGCGCUACCGACUUGAAAUACGGCACCUUAAAAGUGCUAAGUAUGUUCAGGAAUGAAAUAGCUCGACAGCCUUGGCCAUGUUGUUUAGACAUGACGAGCACAUUAGAUAGACUGAUGCAGAACUAGAGGAUUAUUCGACAUUAAUACCGGCUGAAGGCCAAGUGAAACAAUCUUUCUCCCACUAAACUCCGGGUCCAGCUAAAUUGUUGGAAGACACAAAACAAAAUGAAAAUUUUUUUAGAAAGAAAUUACAGGUGAGCGACACCGGCACGUUUGGCUUCGCGGAGGGAGAGGGAACCUCAACCGCCCCUAUAAGUCCCCCGAAUCGCCCUACCCAGAUAAGCGGCUUGGGGCAGGCAAAUUGUUUGAGCGCUGUUAUGUCUAGGCACAAAAUGGGGCAGGUGGCGUGGGGAGUUUGGGGUUUAGUCCCCUAACAGCCCCCUUGUGCCCACUAAGUCGAGACUGUCAUAACCGAGAGACCAGUCUGGGUACGGUCGUUAAACUUGAAUAUAAUAAUA